Messenger RNA from Phanerochaete carnosa HHB-10118-sp, 1055 nucleotides. RefSeq lists its product as uncharacterized. The transcript has a single exon. The record is from RefSeq and is a predicted model, not a curated record. NCBI's taxonomy places the organism in Eukaryota, Fungi, Basidiomycota, Agaricomycetes, Polyporales, Phanerochaetaceae. Bases 617 to 1048 code for a protein of 143 amino acids.
AUGACGCUCGCAGUGCCAAUCACAUUCACUGAGCGUGAACUUCCACACCCGGUUCCAUUCGUAAGGCUCUACCAUCCUAAUAGCCUGCCGACAUCGCCGCCGUUGGUCACAUUCCCCGCCUAUGACCGCAUCCCGGGAGACGUAGAGUUGUGGGGGGUGUAUUUCCCUGUGAUACUUGAAGCAGCCUCUAUCAUUGCGGAUAACAAACCUGGCUAUAUUUCUGCCACCCGCGGGUCCGAAGGCCGUGUACCGAACACAACUUACCUUGAACCUGGUUGUUAUUUUUUCAUUGUCGAUGGCAUGGUCGACCCGUACCCCGUCGUUCCCUCUUUCGAUGCAUGGCGCUUUCCAGGUGUCCCACCCCGAUGGGCCAACGCUAUCAGCUCGAACACACUGCCGCAAAUAGGCCCAGUAGCCUCCAUUCAGUAUGAACCAACCCAGAUGGGAAUUCAAGUACGAAUGCGAGACGGCGGUUGUCUUCUCACUGGGUUCCAAGGAGGUGAGUCGCCUUUGCCACUGAUCUGCAUUAUUUGUUCACUCCUAUCAUACGUAAAAAGCGGUUCAGAGUUGUCACAUCAUCCCCCAAGCGUAUGCUGAGUGGUAUAGAAACAACAAGAUGUGGGUGUACACCUGCCAUAACGACAUUCACGACUACAAACUCAAGAAGAAGAUUAUCAACGCUACCAGCAACGGACUAACCCUCCGCGCCGAUCUUCAUCAACUCUUUGAUCAACACUGUUUCAUAUUUGCGGUGAAGGAUGGUGAUGUGUUGGUACACUUUCUGUUCCCUGUGAACAACGCCGCCUAUGUCAAGGACGCUCCUCUCGCCGUUCCAGAAAAUGUCCCUGCCGAACUCAUGUAUUCACGGUUUGCCCUGUCGAUCCUCGAGCAGCUGGACUCUUCCGCUUUGGACGGCUUGCGUUUGGUGCCUCCCAUCCGAGUUGAAGACGGAAAUAUGGCUUCAGCUACGAAGAAACGUGGCAAGUCUAUUAGCCAGCCGCCCAGUGCAGAUACUGCACAAAUCCCUGAAUCAAUUGGUGCGUGGUGAACCUUCG